UCAAUGGGAAACAUCAGCUUUGUAAAGGAUUUUGUCAUAGUCGGCUUUCCUGGACUUCAGCCUCAUUACUAUGGCCUUGUAUCAGCACUUCUCAUUUUUGUUUAUGUGUGUACAUUGGUGGGAAAUGCUGUAUUUUUUACAUUGUUUGUAAUGACUAAGAGCCUUCAGAAGCCUGUAUAUUAUUUCAUUAUAAAUCUUGUUGUGUGUGAUGUACUAUUCAGCACCACAACAUUACCAAAGAUAAUUAGCAGGUAUUGGUUCCAAGAUGGAACCAUUUCAUUCUUGGGUUGCUUUGUUCAGAUGUUCUUUGUGCAUUAUUUAGGCAGUGUCUGUUCACUUGUUCUGGCAGUAAUUGCUAUAGAUCGCUAUGUAGCAAUAUGUUACCCACUUCAAUAUCAUGGUAUCAUGACAAACAGAAAUGUAGUCUUUCUGUUCUUUGGCUCUUGGAUUUUAGGCUUGUUAGGUCCGUUGGCAAUGGUCAUUCGAACUUACCCUCUCCCUUAUUGUAUGGAAAACACCAUUAUACACUGUUACUGUGAUCAUUUUUCCAUCACAACAUUAGCAUGCACAGACAGAACACUCUAUAGUGUUCCAGCUCUCAUCUAUGCCUUUGCAAUACUCUUGGGACCCUUUGCUCUUAUUAUUUUCUCAUACUGCUCCAUAUUUGCAGCAGUAAUGCGAAUUUCAGGUACUCAAGGAAAGAUGAAGACUUUCUCCACCUGCAGUCCUCAGCUCAUCAUAAUUGCUCUCUUUUUCCUACCCAGGUUAUUUAAUUAUUUAUCUGGCAACAUUGGUAUAAAAUUCAGCAGUGAUUUGCGAUUAGUCAUUAUUAUGAUGUAUAGUCUGCUACCACCCAUGAUCAACCCCCUUAUUUAUUGUUUGAGAACAGAAGAGGUAAAAAAGGUAUUUAGAAGACAUAUUCAAAAUAAACAAAUUAGUAUUCCUUUACGGUUGCUCUGA
Ctenopharyngodon idella (grass carp) is the source of this 960-nucleotide messenger RNA. Its product is annotated as olfactory receptor 13-like. Gene Ontology annotation, biological process: G protein-coupled receptor signaling pathway. The record is from RefSeq and is a predicted model, not a curated record. The coding region runs from base 4 to 960 and encodes 318 amino acids. Lineage: Eukaryota; Metazoa; Chordata; Actinopteri; Cypriniformes; Xenocyprididae. The transcript has a single exon. Gene Ontology annotation, molecular function: olfactory receptor activity; G protein-coupled receptor activity. Gene Ontology annotation, cellular component: membrane.